Messenger RNA from Labeo rohita (rohu), 1142 nucleotides. RefSeq names its product zinc finger protein 706 (gene znf706). Lineage: Eukaryota; Metazoa; Chordata; Actinopteri; Cypriniformes; Cyprinidae. The record is from RefSeq and is a predicted model, not a curated record. The coding region runs from base 157 to 387 and encodes 76 amino acids. The transcript is spliced from 3 exons.
UUGCUCUAAUGCAAACGUGCAGAGCGCAUGUCGCUCUCUAGCGCUCAGCGCCGGAACUACAUGAGAGUCGCUCUGGGAAGAGCACAGCUGUCAUAAGCGUGCAGGAGUACACUUACCAAGCUUAUAGCUGCCAACGGAUCUCGUCUGGUCGCCAGCAUGGCUCGUGGACACCAGAAAAUCCAGUCUCAGCAGAAAAACGCCAAGAAGCAGGCAGAGAUCAAGAAAUCCAAAGGCCACGACCAGAAGACCGCGGCGAAAGCGGCGCUGGUGUUCACAUGUGGUGUCUGCAGGUCACAAAUGCCAGAUCCCAAGACCUUCAAGCAGCAUUUUGAGAGCAAGCACCCCAAGAGCCCUCUCCCCCCAGAGCUGGAGGGCGUGGAGGCAUGAACGGCCCAGACACCAGAGGUUGAUUGUAUAAAACUUCACAAUAAGAGCCCUGAUCUCAAAAUUUUAUUCAGCAGGACACGAUCAGCGCUCUUACCUGAGUUUUAUACACGCAUCUUCCCCUUUACUGCAGACAUGAAUCCCGUGGAUCAAAGACUGAUGACGUUUAGCUUCCCUCUCUCAACACUGUUUCAGAGCACUUGCCUUGGCUACGAUCAGAUCAGUGUAUUACCUCAACCUGCACUCACAUGCUUUCUUUUCUCAUCUUACUUGUGUCAUUUAAUAGAUCGAGAGACGCUAGAACACUACCAGUGAUUGUCAAUUUCAUCAAUUGAUCGUCAGUAACAUAAAUGUGGUAGUUACGGACGUACAUGUCUGCUUUCGCUUGUUAGAUAAGUCAUAGAUGAGUGCAAAUGGAUAUGGGAGCGGUUUCCCUCUACUUGACGUUUAGCCUGGGCAAAAACUUUCGUUAUGAUUUUUUUUUACCUUCGCAUUUAUUAAUUUUGCUUUCCACCAAUCACUCUCUUUCAGUCCAAAACAAGCUGGUUCUAUACACUGAAACUGGAAUCUAAUGUGUUUCUGUAAAAUCACUGGAUGUGCCCGAGGUUACUGUAUUUUUAAUUUAAUGUUGCUGCAGAUCUUCUUAUUUCUCUUUGGAAUUAUCUCAAACAAUAUCGCCUCAAUGUUUGAUAUUCCUGCUCAAGCCACCUGGUUUCCACACCAAUGUAAUAUAUCUCUUUAAUAAAAUUUAACUUUAA